Fraxinus pennsylvanica is the source of this 579-nucleotide messenger RNA. The record is from the annotation of a GenBank genome assembly. NCBI's taxonomy places the organism in Eukaryota, Viridiplantae, Streptophyta, Magnoliopsida, Lamiales, Oleaceae.
AUGGUACAAUCCAAAAAGUUCAGAGGCGUCAGGCAACGUCACUGGGGUUCUUGGGUUUCCGAGAUUCGCCACCCUUUACUGAAGAGAAGGGUGUGGUUGGGGACCUUUGAGACGGCGGAGGAGGCAGCGAGAGCCUACGACGAGGCGGCGAUUUUGAUGAGUGGCCGGAAUGCUAAAACAAACUUCCCUUUCGUGGCUAGCCAGGAUGCAAAUGAUAAUAGUUCUCCAUCACCAUCAUCAUCAACCACCACAUCAUCUGCAAAUUCUCUUUCGACAAUUCUUAGUGCAAAACUGCGAAAGUGUUGUAAAUCACCAUCUCCUUCUCUCACUUGUUUAAGGUUAGACACUGAGAAUUCCCAUAUCGGAGUAUGGCAAAAGAGGGCCGGGGCACGUUCGGAUUCGAAUUGGAUGAUGACUGUUGAGUUUGACAAGAAGAAUGAUCAGCCACCGUUACCAUCGGCUGAGGUGGCGAUGGUGCCGGAGGAUUCGACGUCGAUGGAGAUCGAAACCCGGGAUGGGGUGGAUGAAGAAGAAAAAAUUGCAUUGCAAAUGGUUGAAGAACUUCUUAACAGGAAUUGA